Molecule: messenger RNA, 1671 nt
Organism: Rhagoletis zephyria (snowberry fruit fly)
Lineage: Eukaryota; Metazoa; Arthropoda; Insecta; Diptera; Tephritidae
Product: neurofilament heavy polypeptide-like
Source: RefSeq, a predicted model, not a curated record
CGCAAAAUCAAAAUGCAAUAUUCGCUGUCGCACGAGAAAGACCUCACAAAAUUUCUAGAACUUUGUGAAGGUAAGAGCUUAGAUGAGCUACCCGAAGCUAUAACGGCCGCACGUGAUAGAUAUCAACCGGAAGAGGGUAGCGCUGCCAGAACACCUACGCCAAAGCACAGCAGAUCCCCGUACACCUCACCAUCGCGUACAAAAGAGAAGACACCGCACACGUCCCCGGCGCGCACACCACGCGAGUCUCGCAGUCCCAAAAGGCAUACCUCACCUGGACGUGUUCGAUAUGAUGAUGGCCAAGUAACAUCUAAGAGCCCAAAAAGACAUGGCACGCCUGGACACGUUCGAUAUGAGGAUCCAAAUAUACCAACGACUGAAGAUCUGGAGUACCGUUUUCGCGCAUUGGAACUUCCAAGAUCUAAGUCGAAGGAAUCGUUGACCGGCAAAUCAAAAAAGAAUAACGUCGAUUCGAAAAAGUCACUAAUACAUCCACUAGAAAUGCUACUCGACCCCAGCUCCGAUGAGGAUGCUAUACCCACAACUGGCGAACUGGAGCAUAGAAUAAGAGUGUUGGAUGAUAAAAGGAAGACACCUUCGCCUUCGCGACAAUCACGCUCCCGUUCGCCGACAAUUGAAGACAUAAAGAAUAGGAAAUUAGCAGAAGAACAGCGGCCAAAAGCGCCCAUACACAGUUUAGAAACGCUUGUCGCGUCGCCAACCAAAAAAGAGUUACCCACAGCUGAAGAGUUGGAGGCACGUAUGCGCGCUUUGGAAGAGGAACAUUGCUUCGACUUCAAAAUGCAGAAAACUUAUCAGGAGUUCAAUCAAAAGCUAAAGGAUGCCGUAUCUCCAUCGCUUUCUUUCGAAGAGUUUAAAACUUCCAAAUCGCGUGAGGAAAGCCCCAGACGCAGCGAGACAAACCGUUCGAUCACACCAAAAUCUGCCUUGCGCGACUCUGCCAGCAACUAUGACGACGGGCAAUACAGAUCAACCAGUCCUAAGGCCAUACGCUUCCGUGACGAAGAAGACGAUUAUGUUACGAGCAUGCCGUUAAAACCAAAAUCACGCUCGGAUACACGGGAUAACAUUGGACGCACGACUCUUACAGAUUCGUGUAGCAGUAUAAAUGCGGCGCUUACGUCCGAGGGACUUGACGAGUUGGGCAGUCGACUGAUGAGGGAGACUUCACCACUACAGCGUACUGGCAGCCAUACUGGCGUACCGCUGCGUACCAAUGACAACAUUAACGAACGCUUGGAUUCCAUUAAAAAUACAAUCAAGUCCAUCGACACGCUCUGCGAGGAGAAACCGUAUCGAAAAGAACGCUGCCAGCGCUACAUUGAUUCACUAUUUUCCGACUCAAUACAUUUUGCCAGCAAGAAGACCUCGCUAGAGGAUCUCUCGCGCUCAGAUAGUCGUGCACAUCGUGAACUUGGCCCCUCCAUACGCAUCUCAGAUCAUAGCCAACGACACGCAGACUAUUUAUACGGUCGUUCUUUGGGUUCGGCAGAAUCUAUACGUUCGACAAGUCCAUUGCGCGCUGCCAGUCCAUUGCAUCAUCGUUCAAAUCGGGACUUACGUCGUGAAAUCUCACCACGCCGGCGGCACGAAGAAGAGCGUGAAGAAUACCAGAGUAGGGUAAGACGAGAAAAUAUGUUGCCAAAUUAU